CACAAGACACGAGAGGAUAUAGACAACAGACCCAUUCUCUCUCCUAGCUUUCCCCAGAAAAGAUAUAAAGUGAACUUUAACGAAGAUCGCUAUCCAACUAAUAAUUGCUCUCUCCUUUUCCUCCUAUAUUUUCUUUGUUUAAUUUAUGUGGGGUUUCUACGUUCUCAGGGGUUUAUAUAUAUAUAUUCUUGUCUUCCAAUAUAACUUCCAGUAUUUGAGAGUCCUGUUGGCCAAUAUUCAGUUAGCUCUAUUAGUAGAAAGUAUUAGCAAAUUUGCACUUUGCUAAUACUAUUUUCUCGUUCAAGAUUUCAGUAUUUGGAAGCUUGUUUUAACCUUUGGUUAAAUUCUAAGGUAAAGCAAUGAUCUUUAUCUUCCAAUAACUCUUUUGUCUAUGCUCACAUAUUUUAGUUUCUUGAAUUUUCUUGCAAAAAGAGAGUUUUUAAAUACCCAACAUAGAUACAAAAAAAAGAAUGGAGGAUUGUUCAAGAAACAAAGAGAAACAACAUCAGCUUUUAGAUUUGAUUCCUAAAGAGAGGAAAUUGUAUAUGAAAAGGGAGCAAGAAACAAGCCAUGUUACUACUUCAGAGGAGAAAAAUCUAGAGUUGAGGCUUGGUCCACCCAAUGAAGAAAUAUGGUUCAAGAAAAUUGUCUACAAAAACAACUCCAAAGAAAGUGAAGACACCCUUUACUCUGUUAAUGGAAAAGACCAAGUAGUGAAAUUUUCUUCAUUUCUUCAGCUUCAAACAACGUCAAAUCAGAGCCAAAACCUGCAUUUGAUGACACAAGAAUCGUCACAAAUUUGUUGCAGUAAAGCAGAGAAAGCAUUUUCACCAGCUGUAGCUGCUGCAGAAACAGCUACAGCUGUGCCUAACAGCGCCCAGAAAAGGACUGCUCCAGCUCCCGUUGUGGGUUGGCCUCCAAUUCGUUCAUUUAGGAAGAAUUUUGCAAGUAGCAGCAAUACUAAACCUGUAUCCGAGUCACAAAAUCUGGUCCUAAGUAAAGCUGCUAUCGUUGAGCAGAAUGGGUUGUUUGUUAAGAUCAAUAUGGAUGGAAUUCCAAUUGGAAGAAAAGUUGAUCUCAAAACUUAUGACAGCUACGAAAAGCUCUCAUUCGCCGUUGAUGAACUCUUUAGAGGCUUAUUUACAGCUCUAACUGAUCAAUCUGCUGAUGGAAAUCAGAACAAGGAAGAGGAAGAGAAGCCGAUAACUGGUUUAUUAGACGGGAGUGGCGAAUAUACCCUUGUUUAUGAGGAUAAUGAUGGUGACAAGAUGCUUGUUGGAGAUGUCCCUUGGCACAUGUUUGUAUCGACUGUGAAAAGGCUGCGGGUAUUGAAAAGCUCCAACCUGUCCACCCUAAGCCGUGGGACUAAGCAGAUUUAGAUUCAACAUUUCUCUGAAGAGUGAGUGAGAUUGAAGUUUACUGGAGCUAACAUUGAUCCUAUGUUUGAUGAAUGUUCGUGCAAAUAUAAUUACAUUUUACUGAUCCUGAAAGAUUAUAUCAUAAAAGACGACUUGAUUCUCAACUGAGCUUUUACGUUACAUAUAUAUUUGAAAAGUUCAUCAACGGUUGUGUUGCGAUGGAUAAAUCUCUCUACUCUUAACAUAGAAGUUUCAGGAUUAAGCCUUAAGAAUGAAAAAAAUCUUAAUAG
Molecule: messenger RNA, 1648 nt
Organism: Nicotiana tabacum (common tobacco)
Lineage: Eukaryota; Viridiplantae; Streptophyta; Magnoliopsida; Solanales; Solanaceae
Product: auxin-responsive protein IAA26-like
Biological process (GO): regulation of DNA-templated transcription
Cellular component (GO): nucleus
Source: RefSeq, a predicted model, not a curated record